UCAUAAGGAUAAUAGCAAAAUUGUCUUCAUUUUAUAUCUAAGUUGGCAGUAAGUCAUGUUAAUUAGGCUACAGCCCGUUUUCCAAAUAUAAACAAAGAUAUUACAAAUAGGCCUACCAAACAUCAGUUUUCUGGCAGACGAUCACUUUUCAGUCUUCUCCAUGCGUCCAUAUGUGACGAGUAGGGAGUGAGAACUGGUUGGUUUAGAAAAAUGAUACUCGACAAUACCACUAGAUGGCACUAUCAAGUCCAAGAGCACCAUAACUUUCAGGAUUACUCAUGCUGCACAGCACUUGUGGCUUUUCAGGGACAUAUCAAGGAUUGUAGAUUUUCUUUUCAUGUAAUUAAGAUUUACCUUCUGAAAGAAGACAGACAGUAUCAGGUGUCAUUGCUGAACACCUAAUACUGUCUAUUGAUAGUUAUUGAUGUAUGUCAUAACACAUUUACAAGCUAAUGUGCAGGUGUCAUAACCAUCCACCCUUGAACUGCCCUAUCUCUUUGACGUCACUUUGAGCUUCCUCAAAGCAGCAUGUAGCAUUUGGGCUUGUGAAUGACACCUUAUCAUCACAAGCACUGGCAGGGAAUGUGGAGCAAUAUAAUCACAGUCUCUGAUUCAACAAAUUGGCUAAUAUUAUAUAAUACUGAAUAAAACUAAGUGUCUUGGGAUUUUACUGUUGAAUGCAUUUUGAGAUGGAUGCAUUAUAUUUUACUCAAGAAUGAAUAGCUGAUGUUUAACUUGCUUUGUACUUUCUACUUCACAAUAUAUCAGGUGGAAAUAUUGUACUUUUUACUCCAUUACGUUUAUAUUUAAUCUACAGUUACGAGUUACUUUGUGGGUUAACAUUUAAAACAUAAACAUAUGAUCAGCUUAUAAAAUACAAUACCCCUUGAGCAAAUAUGCGAUUUUGGGCUAUAUGAACAAAAUUUACUUGACUUGGCCUGCAACCCCUCAUUAUAGAAAUAUGCAGUUGGGGCCCUUUGUUUGAUGUGUCAGUUGUCUAUCAGAUGUUAGCAGUUACAAUAAAGAACGAUUUCCCCUCUAAAAAGCUUUGAUAGUUUCAUUUAAAUAGCUGUCCAAGGAUCAAUGAGGUUAAAUCCAUUCCAUUAUUUUACACACACAAAAACUGACAACACAUUAGUGCAGCUGAACUUUAUUAUUAUUUCCCCCAUUAAUAAUCGCACAAUGCCUCAGAUUUAUAAGAUAUUACUUUUACUGGCAAUGGAGUAUUUUCACAUUGUUGUGAUGUUACUUUACUUUUACUUAAGUAAAGGACCUGUGCACGUCUUCCACCACUGCAUGAAUUCCAAUGCUACAAUACAUAAUACUAAUGAUGCAGGAAUCACUCUUCGGUUAACUCUUAUCUUAUCAGCUGAGCUGCAGGAUGGCUCAAUGAUACUGGAGUCAUUUCACUACAGUAACAGGUGGAUAUCUGACUGUCUAACAUGGAGGGGCUGGCUGGCUGGCUGGCUUGCUGACUGACAAACUGACUGACUGACUGGAUAGGAGUGCCAGCCAGUUGAGGUCAGGAGAGGUUUUAUGACUCUCACUACAGAUCGAAGUCCACCCGUGGGACUCAAACAACCAUCAGUCCACCAGGGCUGUUGGGCCUGCCUGCCAGCCUUUCUGUGACUCUCCUGCGCUGUCUGUCUGGUCUCCUGAUCUCUGCAACAAUGAAGAUCAGGGUGGACUGAUUAAGAAGUUCCAUCCAAUCAGCCAGAAUGGAUCUACCUGGUUAUCGCCCACAGCAGCCCCAGCCCCUUGUCCACCAACCUGACACUUGCUCAGAGGGUCUGUUAACUUUGGAAGGCUCAUCAACAUCUCAGGAGUUAAAGACGGAGGCAGACAGCAGAGCAGAGUCAGAGGAGAGCUGUCCCAUCUGUGGAGACAAAGUGUCAGGAUACCACUAUGGACUGCUCACUUGUGAAAGCUGCAAGGGCUUCUUUAAACGCUCAGUGCAGAAUAACAAGCAUUACACCUGUGCAGAACAACAAAGCUGCCCCAUGAACCUUUCGCAAAGGAAACGGUGCCCUUUCUGUCGCUUCCAAAAGUGUUUGGCAGUAGGCAUGAAGAGAGAAGCGGUAAGAGCAGAUCGUAUGAGAGGUGGCAGGAAUAAAUUUGGACCUCUGUACCGGCGGGACAGGCAGAUGAAACAGCAAAAGGUUUAUCAUCAGGCAAACGCUGCUCCCUACAGGAUUAAAAUGGAAACUACCCAAACACACAGGCCUACAGCUCCAAAUGACCUUCACCUAGUGAGCAGUCACACAAGCACUACAUUGUCCUCUGAUGCUUUCCAUCAGUCUCACAUGUAUCCCUCUGGCAUGGGGCAGUCGAGUCCGCCCAUGCCUCUGGACUACAAUCUGAACACAGACACGGUGCUCACACCUCCAUCCCUGCCCUACCCUGGACUUUACCACUGCACCUUCCCUGGAUAUUUCCAGGAGAAAGGGGAAGUGCCUUUUAGCUACAGCUUGGCUCCUCCAAACUAUCCAAUGCACCCAACUCUGAACAAUUCAUUCACUCCAAGAAGCACACCAGCAUCAUCCCCCUGCUCAACACCAAGCUCAGCCACCCCUUUUGCCCAGGCUCCCACACAAACCCCAGACACUCUCACACACAGCUUCCUAAGUCAGCUCCUGGAGGCGGAGCAGGAUGAGAGCCAGCUAUGUGCCAAGGUCCUCGCCAUUCUACAGAGAGAGCAGGCCAGCCGAGGCAAACAUGACUGCCUAAAUACAUUCAGCAUAAUGUGCAAAGUGGCUGACCAGACUCUGUUCGGGCUUGUGGAGUGGGCCAGGAACAGUGCACUCUUCAAGGAGCUCAAGGUGGAGGACCAGAUGGUGCUGCUGCAAAGCUGUUGGAGUGAGCUGCUGGUCUUGGAUCACCUCUGCAGACAGGUGACCUAUGGCAAAGAGGGCUGCAUAUAUCUGGUCACAGGACAACAGAUUAAGGUGUUGACCAUCAUCUCACAGGCAGGAGUGACAUUGAGUGGCCUGGUAUUGAGGACCCAGGACCUGGUGUCAAAACUGAAGGCACUCCAGUUAGACAGACAUGAGUUCGUCUGUCUCAAGUACUUGGUGCUAUUCAACCCCGAUGUGAAGUCAGUGCAGAGCCGCAGGCAGGUGGAGCAGAUACAAGAGAGGGUGAACAGGGCCCUGAUGGAGCACACCCAACACAGUCAUCCAGGACACUCAGACAAGUUUGGCCAGCUGCUGCUUCGGUUGCCUGAAGUACGUAGCAUUAGCUUGCAGGUUGAGGAGUAUUUGUACCAGCGCCAUCUUCUGGGGGAUUUGCCCUGCAACUCUCUACUCACUGAGAUGCUGCACACCAAGCACAGCUGAGAAGAUGCUGUUGUAUCUAGUCCUACAUGAGUGGCAUAGCCCGAGUUUGCUACUGUGGAUUUUUGCACCUUCUUUUUUGCCUUUCAGACCCCACUGUGUUUGUUUUUUAAAAUUUUGAUGGUUGUUGCAAAUACUCAACAGGCAUGCUUUAACAACACUUACAGCCUCAAUCACUAAAGUGAGUGGAAAAACACAAGCAAAGAAGGGAAAUAUUUACUAAACUUGUUGCCCAUUAUUAACAGUAUUACUACAGCCCAGUAAAUGUUUUUUUGGUCUGUAUUGUAGGGCAGAUUUGAGAUCCAAGCACUACCAUGAUGUGUUAAUAAGCAGGAAGAGCUUAACUGUGUAAAGAAAAAAGAAAAAUGCAUCAUUGAAUAAAGAAAUUUGGUUUUUGGAAA
Molecule: messenger RNA, 3733 nt
Organism: Micropterus dolomieu (smallmouth bass)
Lineage: Eukaryota; Metazoa; Chordata; Actinopteri; Centrarchiformes; Centrarchidae
Gene: nr5a5
Product: nuclear receptor subfamily 5, group A, member 5
Exons: 7
Coding region: 1719-3335 (538 amino acids)
Biological process (GO): regulation of transcription by RNA polymerase II; hormone-mediated signaling pathway; tissue development
Cellular component (GO): RNA polymerase II transcription regulator complex
Molecular function (GO): nuclear receptor activity; RNA polymerase II cis-regulatory region sequence-specific DNA binding; zinc ion binding
Source: RefSeq, a predicted model, not a curated record